Messenger RNA from Marmota monax (woodchuck), 2537 nucleotides. RefSeq names its product cytosolic 5'-nucleotidase 1B-like. Lineage: Eukaryota; Metazoa; Chordata; Mammalia; Rodentia; Sciuridae. The record is from RefSeq and is a predicted model, not a curated record. Gene Ontology annotation, molecular function: magnesium ion binding; nucleotide binding; 5'-nucleotidase activity. Gene Ontology annotation, biological process: adenosine metabolic process; nucleotide metabolic process. Gene Ontology annotation, cellular component: cytosol; cytoplasm.
CAAGACAUUAUCUUGGCUCAGAGCACCGGCGCGGCUCCUCCUUCCCGCCUGCGCCUAGCACCCGCCGAAGCUGCUGUUAUUAUCAUUCCUUUUUUAACCAAUAAGGUUACAGCACGCGAGGUUAUGCAUCUUGCAGAGACACGUAAGAAGAGGUAGCACUAAUUCUUAAAGCCCAGACUAUCUACGAAGCUAUUUCUUUUCUCAACAAAAUAUUGCUAGUCUCAAGGAGGUGAGCACACCACCUGGGAAUUCUGGAUGGAGGAAGCAUCAGGGCAGACAGCUUCUGUGAGACAUGUCCUCCUGAACACACUGAGCUCCCAGGUGCAGCCACGGAUGUGGCAUGGAUGCCAGAUUGACUUAUUAUUGUGACGAACGUAGAAGACUGAAAACGAAGAAUUGUGGCUCAAAGACAAAUUAUCGUUAAGUGUCAAAGCUAUGAAGUUUUCAACCCACCCUCAGGGUAGCAGUGUUCCAGAACGAUAAUGACAGUCUCUGCAAGCCUUCAGAGCUCUGGGUUCUAGAAGGCACAGAAUGGUACUUCCCCAGGAUUGUUCUGCUUGAACCAAUCACAAAGCAGGCCCAGAUUUAAAGAAUGAGAAUGGGAUGAGGCAAUCAAAAGAGAGUCUAGAAGGAGAAAAAUGAAAGGAAACUGAAAAGUCAGGAGUUCGGCUAAGCAGUCAGGUGAGGCAUGAAGUCUGUCUGAAUCACGCGCUGAGAUGUUGCCCCAUGCGGGGUCACCCGUCGUGUAGACGCUGCCUUUGUGCAGUUGAGGGAACUAGCCCCUGCCGCACAAUACGUAUUUAUAUUCACGUGUGCCUGCUGUGGGAGCAGGGCGGAAGAUCAUCAUGAUGAGGGGAUCCCAAGAAACGUUGCGGAAGCCAGACUCUCGAGCAAGUGUUGUAUAAAAUCAGUGGUCUAGGACAUCUCGGAGCCCAUCCAACAAGCCUCUAUCAGUAGGCGAGUCAAGAAGAAGGAACCCCAGUCUUAAGCUCCAAAACAGCUCCACAACCUCCCGAACUUCAUCUACUUCCCCCAGCCAGGAGGACUCUCCACCACCACAGGCUUGGCCAGAACCCUCUUCACCAAUGCCCAAAACGCAGCCAGAGUCAGAUAUGUCUCUGGAAUCGCAGCCUCCCACGCCCCCCGAAACAGAGUCCAGCAACCGGCGCAAGAAGUAUGAGCCUCCCGAAACCUGGGCUGAAAGCCUUGGGCGUGAUGUCCGCGAGAACCGGAGCUCACUGUCGCCGGACGCGCACAGCUGCGAAUCCCGAGCCUCGCACGGGCAGCCGCGGGAAUAUUCGCGCACGACUCCCACGGAGUGGAAGGUCUAUCCCCAGCAUCGCAUGCCCUACCCUACCUCCAUCCAGAUGGAUCUCGACUGCAUGUCAGAAAUGCAACAGCAGAAGCUGCAGGAGGAAGACGAGCCCAGACCCAAGAAAGCCAUCACCAUUGCUGUGUCAUCUCGGGCACUCUUCAACAUGAUGGAUGACAGGAGAAUCUAUGAGGAAGAAGGUCUGGAAAAGUACAUGGAAUAUCAGCUCACCAAUGAGAACGUCAUCCUGACGCCCGGGCCCGCGUUCCGCUUUGUCAAGGCCCUGCAGCAUGUCAAUGCUAGACUCCGAGAUCUGUAUCCUCAUGAUCAGGAAUUAUUCGAUAUUGUACUGAUGACUAAUAACCAUGCCCAAGUGGGAGUGCGGCUUAUAAACAGCGUCAAUCACUAUGGCCUACUAAUUGACUGCUUCUGUUUCACUGGUGGAAAAAGUCCCAUUGGCUAUUUGAAGGCAUAUCUUACCAACUUGUAUCUUUCUGCGGAUUUUGAAAAAGUCCAAGAAGCCAUACAAGAAGGUAUUGCCUCUGCAACAAUGUUUGAUGGAGCCAAAGAUAUGCCUUACUGUGACAUACAGCUCCGUGUGGCCUUUGAUGGGGAUGCCGUCUUCUUCUCUGGUGAGUCUGAACAAACUGCCAAAGAGCACAGACGGGACAAAUUCUUUCAACACGAAACACUAUCUGAGAAUAAGCCCCUUGUUCAGGGUCCCUUGAAAGGCUUUCUGGAAGAUUUAGGCAGACUACAAAAGAAGUUUUAUGCCAAAGAUGAACGGUUACUUUGUCCUAUCAGGACCUACCUGGUUACAGCCCGAAGCGCAGCCAGCUCAGGUGCCCGGAUGCUGAAGACUCUUCGCCGCUGGGGUCUAGAGAUAGACGAAGCUCUUUUUCUUGCGGGAGCCCCUAAAGGUCCCAUCUUGGUGAAGAUCCGGCCCCAUAUCUUCUUUGAUGACCGGAUGUUCCUCAUUCAAGGGGCAAAGAAAUUAGGCACCAUCACAGCUCAUGUACCUUAUGGAGUUGGCCAAAAAUACCACACUUAGCGAUGAGGACAAGAAAAAGAACAGUGACAUUCUUGUAUCACAGAGGAAACUUCCUUUGGAUGUUUAGAGUAAUCAGGUAUUUUAGAAGUUUGGACCUAAAAAACUAGCUCCUUUUGGAAGUUUCCGCUUCAUGUUUUGGGGCAACAUUUUCAACUAUCAAGUAACCUUCAAGCU